UUGUGGGGGAAAAAACAGACCGGAAGUGGUGCUCUUGUCCUGGCUGGCCGAAAACUGGCGAAAAAGCAGUGACGGGGGAAACGUCCACUAUGGCCGAGACCCAUAGCUUACAGGACCUACAGCAGCCAGCUGUCUCCUCCAAGGUGUUUAUCCAGAGAGACUACAGCUCAGGAACCAUCUGCAGGUUCCAGACAAAGUUCCCCUCUGAGCUUGAGUCGAGGAUUGACAAGCAACAGUUUGAGGAGACCAUCCAGACUCUGAACAACCUGUAUGCAGAGGCAGAGAAACUUGGGGGGAAGUCUUACCUAGAGGGCUGCCUGGCCUGUCUCACUGCCUACACCAUCUUCCUCUGUAUGGAGACACACUAUGAAAAGGUGUUGAAGAAGAUAGCCAGGUAUAUUAAGGACCAGAAUGAGAAGACAUACGCUCCCCGGGGACUGCUGCUGACUGACCCCAUCGAGAGAGGUCUCAGGGUUGUAGAGAUUACCAUCUUUGAAGAUAGAAGCAUUGGCUCUGGAAGAUAAAGAGGCUCGGAGUAUGGAGUCUUUCAGGCUGAUGACUCUGACCAGACUCACCAUCAGUUUGGCAGCACAUUCAAAUUUCCCCUUCACCUGGAUGUAUAUAGUUUUGAUCUGAUCCUUUUCUCUGUUAUUUAUAAUUACUCCACUGUCUAUCUAUCCUUAUGUUUGUAAAAGUGUUUUCAUGUCUUUUUUUUUUUUUUAUAUACGUAUUACUCAGUGUCCAAAUCUUAUCCUAGUUGAUCAAGACCAUUAAUUAUAAAUAGUGCCAUUGUGUUGUAUGCCACUUUUUGAAUGUGGUAAUCAUAAGUGAUUUGAUUUGUCUGUUGUUUUGGAAAAAAAAAAAAAAAAAUCAUGAAAUCCAAUCAUGUGUAGUCGCCAAGAUGAAAUAUCAUAUACUGUUGGUUCUAAGGGA
This is a messenger RNA of Myripristis murdjan (pinecone soldierfish), 933 nucleotides long. RefSeq names its product golgin A7 (gene golga7). Gene Ontology annotation, biological process: protein targeting to membrane; Golgi to plasma membrane protein transport; peptidyl-L-cysteine S-palmitoylation. Bases 90 to 524 code for a protein of 144 amino acids. Gene Ontology annotation, cellular component: palmitoyltransferase complex; Golgi stack. The transcript is spliced from 6 exons. The record is from RefSeq and is a predicted model, not a curated record. Lineage: Eukaryota; Metazoa; Chordata; Actinopteri; Holocentriformes; Holocentridae.